Messenger RNA from Erigeron canadensis, 2563 nucleotides. RefSeq names its product putative disease resistance RPP13-like protein 1. The transcript is spliced from 2 exons. Gene Ontology annotation, biological process: defense response to other organism. Lineage: Eukaryota; Viridiplantae; Streptophyta; Magnoliopsida; Asterales; Asteraceae. Gene Ontology annotation, molecular function: ADP binding. The record is from RefSeq and is a predicted model, not a curated record. The coding region runs from base 67 to 2301 and encodes 744 amino acids.
GGAAGUCCUCCAACGGCCACUUGUUGGGGCACCUGGAGUAAAGUUAUUGUGACAACCCAGAGCACCAUGGUUGCAUCAGUCAUGAACUCGGUUCAACCUUACAAGCUGGGGAUUUUGUCAGAUGACAUAGCUUUGUCUUUGUUAGCACAAUAUGCACUUGAAGAAGAAAACUUUAACAAACAUCCAUUACUUGAAUCGAUUGGUCAAGGUAUUGUCAAAAAGUGUGAUGGUUUGCCUUUGGCUUUGCUAACACUUGGGAGGGUCUUGAAGACUAAAGGAAUCGAUGAUGUUAAAUGGGACGAGUUGUUGAAAAGUGAGAUAUGGAGUUCAGAGGACGACGGAAGUGAUAUUCUUCCCGCACUCAAGCUGAGCUACUAUCAUCUUCCUUCGCAUAUAAAGCAAGUAUUUGCAUAUUGCUCUAUGUUUCCAAAGGACUAUGAUUUUGAAAAGAACAAACUAAUCCUAUUGUGGAUGGCACAAGGGUUUCUGUCUCAAACAAAGGGCAAAAACCAACCAAUGGAAAGUUUGGGUUGCAAGUAUUUCGAAGAGCUGGUGGCAAGGUCUUUUUUUCAGCCUUUAGGGAAUGAUGAAUCACGAUAUAAAAUGCAUGACUUGAUAAAUGACUUGGCUACAAGUGUUGCAGGGGAGUUUUUUUUUAGGUUGGAUAAGAAUAUGGAUCUAAAUCGUAACAAUGACGCUUAUGAAAAGUUUCGUCACUUUUCAUUCAUACGUCAACAACCAGUUUCAAAAGAUAAAAAGUACAAGGAAUUACACAAAACUAGAUGCUUGCGAACGUUCUUACUUGUGUCAGGUGGUUGGGGGGGCCUUGAAAAUAUUGGUUCCGUUCUCACACUGGAGAAUGUUACUGCAGAAUUACUUCCCCGCUUACACUUCCUGAGGGUGCUAAGUUUAACUAAUUACUCGAUCACAAUGGUACCACACUCCAUUGGUUGUCUCAAGCAUUUAAGGUACCUUAAUUUUUCUGAGACGGAGAUCCCACAAAUACCAGAAGAAGUGAGCAAACUAUAUAAUCUACAAAGCUUGUUGGUCCGAGGGUGUGGUAAUUUAUUUACGAUGCCAGUGAGUUUUGUAAAGCUAAUAAACUUGCGACAUCUUGACAUGACUCAUACUCCGUCCUUGAAGAAGUUGCCUUUGGGGAUUGGUGGGUUGACUAGUCUGCAAACAUUAUUCAAGGUUGUUAUUCAAGAUAAUAAUGGGCUUAAAAUAUCUGAACUCAGGGGCCUAAAGGAUCUUCAAGGUGUACUUUCCAUCGAGGGGUUGGAGAAAGCGAUAGAUCCAACCGAAGCAAAGGAUGCCGAGUUACACCAAAAAAAGGGCCUUGAUGAGUUGACAUUGACAUGGGGUGAUGCUGCAAUUAAUGAACAUGACGUAAUUGAAAAGCUAAGGCCUCACUCUAAGUUGAAAACGUUGUGUCUUGAUGGGUAUAGAGGAAUGAAAUUUCCUAGUUGGCUUGGGGAUCCGUCGUUUGAUGGUUCAACAGAGCUUGUGUUAAACGAAUGUAACUGUGUAGUACUACCAACACUUGAACAUCUAACUUCACUUAGGAAGUUGGGAAUAUAUAGGUGUUCAAAGUUGGAAUCAAUUGAGGGAAGGAAAGAGGUGGUUAAUGGGGGGAGUAGCAUCAUGGGAUCUCUUAGACAAGUGAAUGUUAUAGGUUGUGAUGCACUAGAGAGUUAUUAUUGUCCAAGUAGUGUUGAGUCGUUGGUGAUAUGGGGUUGUCAUUCAAUGAAAUCAUUAAGCUUCUCUAAAUUGCAUGAGGAGGACCUCCCAUCAUCCUCAAACUUGAAGAAUCUGGAAGUGAAAGAUUGUAAGGAUAUAAAGUCGUAUUUGCUAAGUCUCACAUCUUUGGAAGAGAUGUUUAUAUGGACAUGUCCCAGUAUGGAGGAUUUAUAUCCAUCAUGUGGGGGGUUGUGGCCUCCUAAUUUAAGAGAGUUGUCAAUAGGAGAAUUAAAGAAGCCGAUGUCAAAAUGGGGGCUUCAAAACUACCCAUCCUCACUUGUUAGAUUAGUAUUAUAUGGAAGUAAUUCAGGAGUGGUUUCAUUUGGAACGGAAGAACAAGAUUAUAAUAAUACAAGAUCAUCAUGUUUUCUUCUUCCACCAUCUCUAACUUAUUUAGAUAUCAUUGAUUUUGAGGAAGUGGAAUCAGUUUUAGAGGUCUUACAAAACCUCCCUCACCUUGAAGAACUUCAUAUUUCUGGAUGCCCGAAGCUUAAACAUGUGCCAAAGACAUCUUCAUCGUUGAGAGUAUAUGUAUGUGGCAGAAACAUUGACACAUCAUGAGUUAGCCAUGGGACUGUGGGAGGUUUUCGGAUUUGUUCGGUUGUACAUCAUAUUAUAUAAGCAAAAUCGCCAGGUAUUUCAAUCUUUGAAGUAUUGGUGUUGGUUGUUUUGCUACUCUUCUGCUAUUUGAUGAAACUAAAAAAAAAAAAAAGAGUUUAUAAUGUUAUGGGGAAAUUAUGAAGUGAAUUUUGGUUUCCAAUUGUAUGCGUUUUUGUCUACAAUUUUUAGGGUGAUUAUGAUAUCGCAAAGUGAAUUGUAGGAU